Messenger RNA from Zootoca vivipara (common lizard), 4693 nucleotides. RefSeq names its product POU class 6 homeobox 1 (gene POU6F1). Gene Ontology annotation, molecular function: RNA polymerase II cis-regulatory region sequence-specific DNA binding; DNA-binding transcription factor activity, RNA polymerase II-specific. The record is from RefSeq and is a predicted model, not a curated record. Gene Ontology annotation, biological process: regulation of transcription by RNA polymerase II. NCBI's taxonomy places the organism in Eukaryota, Metazoa, Chordata, Lepidosauria, Squamata, Lacertidae.
GGCCUUUGCAUAAAUUAUGUUCAUGACGCAGCAGCUAAAAAACCCAGAGCGCCGAAAUCUGCCCCCUCGUUCUCCCCCCAGGCGGGGCAGGGGCUCGGGCGGCUGCGGCGGGGGGGCAGGCCCGGUGCAAAAUAUCGGGGGCUGUGCUUGCAGGAGGGCUUGAGCCCGGCUGGGCCCUGGGGGUGGGGGGCGCUGCCUCCCCCCUCCUCUUUUUGUGCGUGUGCGAGCAGCACCCUUCGCUCCCGCUGCUGUGAGAUGAAUUUUUAAUUAUUCUCCGGGAAAAAAAGAAAGAGAGAGCGAGAGAGAGAAAAGAAGACGAGGAGGGGAAAAGAUCGGCUCGGAGGAGCCCCGGCCCGGGCAGGGGGCGAGCGGGUCCCUCCCGGCUGCGCAGCGUAUGUGACCCGCCGAAGGCUGCCAGCAUCUUUUCCAGCGUUCAGUCAUGGACACCAACACCGUGCCCCCACAUGAAGCCUCGUUGACAGUUAAUGAGCAGGUGAUUGUGAUGUCGGGUCAUGAGACCAUUCGGGUGCUGGAGGUGGGGGUGGAUACUCCAAUACCUGUGGAGAACAAAGGAAAAACUCUGAAAACUGCAGCAGCAACCAGAGAAGAGGCUCCGGUGAGCUGCCUUCCGGAGCCCAGUGAAAUGGGAAGCGAAGGGAUAGAGCAAAACCCAGCAAAGGCAUCGGGAGAGUCAGGUGGUGAAGUAAAGGCAUUACCUGAAAUAACCCCUGCACCUGUCCCAGGAAUCGUCCCCUUCAGCCAAGUCACAAGCCAGCAAACACAAACUCUAACGCCCGUCACACUGCAAGCUGCACCGCAGGUCUUGACUCAGGAAAACUUAGCAACAGUUGUGACAGGCGUUAUGGUUCCAGCAGGGGCAGUUACUCAACCUCUUCUUAUCCCCAUCAGUAUUGCAGGUCAAGUGGCAAGUCAGCAGGGGCUGGCUGUGUGGACAUUUCCUGCAGCAACGGUGGCUGCCCUCCCAGGACUGACGGCUGCCUCUACUACUGGGGGAAUUUUCAAAUCACCUAUAGCCAAUUUGCAAGCUGCCGCGGUGCUGAACACGGCAAUACAAGCCCCUUUGCAGCCAGCCCAGCCUCUCCAGGCGCAGCAAACAGUCCAGCCGCGGCCAACAGCCCAAACACAGACUCUGUUCCAGCCUCAGGCUCAGCCAGCCAUUUUGCCGCAGCCUGCCGCAGCAUCCACGCCGCCUGUCGCCAAGCCCUUGGAAACGCCAACCCAGAUAACAGUUCAGCCAGCAGGAUUUGCCUUUAACCCUGGAAUAAUCAGUGCGGCUUCUCUGGGAGCCCAAACUCAGCUCCUCAGCUCCCUGGCUGCUACACCAGUAAUUGCAAACACCAUUCCUAGUGUGCAAGGGAUAACUGGACAGAUCCUGACCAAUGCUCAGGGACAGGUCAUUGGGACUCUUCCAUGGGUGGUGAACCCAGCUGGAAUUGCCACAGCCAACGCGGCCCCUGCCACAUUGCCGGCACAGAACCUACAGCUGCAGGCAGUGACGCCGCAGCUGCUUUUGAAUGCCCAAGGCCAGGUGAUUGCCACCUUGGCUAGCAGCACCAUCCAGACAGCGCCAGCAACAGCAGCAGCAGCUGUUAGAAAACCCAGCACACCAGAAACUCCAGCAAAGAGUGAGGUCCAGCCAAUUCAACCCGCCCCAACUCUGCCACAGCCAGCCGUAGUCAUUGCAAGCCCUUCCCCUGCACCCAAGCUAGCUUCUGCUCCUGUCCCCAUCACCUGCUCAGAGACUCCAACUGUCAGCCAGCUGGUUUCCAAGCCUCAGCCUCCAAACAACGGAAGCGACGAAGAUGGGAUCAAUCUGGAGGAGAUUAGAGAGUUUGCCAAGAACUUCAAGAUCCGACGCCUAUCUCUGGGUCUAACGCAGACGCAGGUGGGGCAGGCGUUGACUGCUACUGAAGGACCCGCGUACAGCCAGUCGGCUAUAUGCAGGUUCGAAAAGUUGGACAUCACUCCCAAGAGCGCCCAGAAGCUGAAGCCCGUGCUGGAGAAGUGGCUGAGCGAGGCCGAGCUGCGGAACCAGGAGGGCCAGCAGAACCUGAUGGAGUUUGUGGGCGGCGAGCCGUCCAAGAAGCGCAAGCGCCGCACGUCUUUCACGCCGCAGGCCAUCGAGGCCCUCAACGCCUACUUUGAGAAGAACGCCCUGCCCACGGGCCAGGAGAUCACGGAGAUCGCCAAGGAGCUCAACUACGACCGGGAGGUGGUCCGGGUCUGGUUCUGCAACCGGAGACAGACUCUCAAAAACACCAGCAAACUCAACGUCUUCCAGAUCCCUUGAAGGCCGGGGCUUGGCAUCAAGCCUCUUGCGUACCCUGUACGUUGCUGCUGUGAGCACUUUGUGGUGAAUAUUUCCCUGCACCUGCUGACCCUUUUGACAGUAAAGACUGGAGUGGAAGGAGUGAGAUACGGGGUUUCCUCUGGUCUCAAUGUGUCCCGGCCCUUUCCCCACCCCUCACAUGACCCAAAUCGUGUAAAUGUCAGCCGUGUCCUUCCUUCCUUCCUGAGUGUUGUACUGGAGCUGUGAAGGGUUUUAGGAAUACAUACGCAUUUAGCUUCUUUGUGUGUCAGACAAAACAUUAUCCGGGUUUUCGUUUUCUGAAGGACUUUCCUGUGGUUUGUUCGUUUGUUUUUUUAAAAAAAGAUAGCAUUAGGGAUGGCAGCAGAAUAGCACCCACCAGAAAUUCCUGUUUCAUUUCAAGGAGAAUGUGUGAAAACCCUAUUUCACUUCAACCUAUUUUCAUGGACACUUUUAUCUCUUCAUAUCUGGCAACAGGCCCAGUUUAACAACAUCUAAGCAGAAUAGUGGCAUAAUUUAUAUCUCCUUUUUCUUGUGAAUAUUAUACAGAGCACUAUUAAACUAAAAGACUUUUUAUUCACUGAAGAAAAAUAUUAUUAUUAUUAUUAUUAUUAUUAUUAUUAUUAUUAUUAUUAUUAUUUGUCCUCUUUAAGUCCCCUGAGUCUGCUGCUGUUGUUGCUAACGUUGUUUGUAAAAGCAACAGUUUUGGUGUUUGCAGACGUGAUUUGCUGAACGGGUUCAUAUCAGCCCCUCCAAAGUCAUGCUGGGAAGGGAGAGGGAGGCAGAGGCCAGGCACCUUUCUCCUGCUCUUGUGUUCUGUGGGAACCACACUUCAGCACUGGGGUGGUGACAGAUGCCAGUAGCAUCAAACCACAGGAGCCUUUUGGAAUCGCAAGGAGACUCUAGGCGAGGAAAUCGCAAGGAGACUCUAGGCGAUCUGGGCAAAGGGACUGGCUGAGGCUGCCUAGCACCGCAAGCCCGGCAGCAGAGAGGACGCAUAAAAACCAAGGGAUGUGCAUGAGGGCUUGUUUGGCAUACACAGUGUGCUGCAAAGUAUGGUGUCAAAUGCCAUCUUCCACACAGAAGUGAUCGUGGCUGUUGGAGUAAGGCUGAAUCUCUUAAUUGGAAUGUGGCUCAUACACAGAAGAUAAUAACCAAAACUUUGAAGCAAAGUUAAUCUUCACAUGUUGGAUCACUAAUCCCUUUUUUUCUUCCCACCUCCCCCUGAAGCAGGAUUUUUCGAGAUGGUCCUCCUCUGCUCACCUUCCGCUUUUAAAAGUAGAGGGUGACUUCAAUUGCACAGUAUAAGAAGGGGCUUGGUGGGCUGGCUGCACGGGUUUCUCUCCCUCUCUUAGAUGAAAGCCUGAAUCGGCAAAGGAGACCACUGAGGGCCAUAUCCCAGGACGAGGCCCUGCUCAUAGCCAGCCGGCUGCAUGUUGUGGUGCUGCCAAUGGCGACAUUUGUGUUUUGACCAUUUGACAACGCGUGUGGCAUUCAGUCUGCAUGUGGCAGCUGCGCAUGGUUGCCAGGGAAUUGAUAUAUGCAGGCAUGUCAUCAAUCAAGAUUUGACCCUCAGUGACACAGACGCUGGGGUUAGAGAAUGUGCUUUCAAGCAUGCCUCGGUCAUUCUUCAUCCCAUCUCAAACGGAAGCAAGGCAUUAUUCAGUUGUGUCUCCUGGAACUGAACCUGUAACCUGCAGAGUGGGCAAACUGGGAAGAUGAAUGAGUCGGAGCAUGAGAAGGUGGAUUCAUUCAGGAAGGGUGCCCACUGUGUGUGCAACCUUCCCCAAGAGCUGGCCCUGCCUCUGAACACCUGGAGCUGCAGGCAUGAAGAGCUGUCACAAAUAUCCCAUGCUAGGAAGCUUCCCAGAGGCUUGAAUGCUGACAUUUUGGCCUGAUCUUAUGCUGUAUGUUCUGCUUUUCCAUUGCCAGGACUCUAUUCAGCCCAGUACACGCAGGGGCUGCUUGUGGCGAAUAGCUGUGCUUUACAUGUGUCGAGGUUGGUAGCGUGUGAGAGCCUGUCUUUUCAAAGCACAGUUGUGUCCUUGUAACGGAAGAAGAGCUGAAGAACACAAGUGCCACAUUCAUAGCACACUCUUGAAGCUGUGUGUUUUGGAAGCUUCCUCUGAAUCUCAGUAUUUAAUGCAUUUGGUCUUCAUAACACACUAUUUCUCUCACCCCCCCAAAAAAGUCUUUUCUUCCCUGUGGGAAGUGGAGACAAGGCAGCUACAAUCAGUAGGUGGCAGCAUCAAGCAAUAAAAGAUAACAAGCUGACAAGAUCUACACCAGGGGUCAGCAAACUUUUCCAGCAGGGGGCCGGUCCACUGUGCCUCAGGCCUUGUGGGGGGCCGGGCUAUAUUUUGG